AUGACAGAGCCACGUAUGCGCCUGCGGCAAAAAGGCCAGCAGUUUCCUACGCAAGACUUAGAAGCCUUCCUCCUCGCCUUCGGCGACAACGACUACCCGCUCCCCGAAACCAUGCGCGUCCUCGACGAAAUCAUAACCGACUACAUCAUCGAAACCUGCCACGAAGCCGCGUCCGUCGCGCACCACGCACGCCGCGCCAAAAUCAAGCUCGACGACUUUAAAUUCAUGUUGAGAAGGGAUACGGGGAAGCUGGGUAGGGUGAGCGAGAUGCUGGAGACGGAUAAGGAGUUGAAGAGGAAGAGGAAGGCGUUUGAUACUGAUGAGGGGGCUGUGCUGGUGGAGAAGGAUGGAG
This is a messenger RNA of Alternaria ethzedia, 352 nucleotides long. RefSeq lists its product as uncharacterized. The transcript is spliced from 2 exons. The record is from RefSeq and is a predicted model, not a curated record. Lineage: Eukaryota; Fungi; Ascomycota; Dothideomycetes; Pleosporales; Pleosporaceae. Gene Ontology annotation, biological process: RNA polymerase II preinitiation complex assembly; transcription by RNA polymerase II. Gene Ontology annotation, molecular function: protein heterodimerization activity. Gene Ontology annotation, cellular component: transcription factor TFIID complex. The annotation marks the transcript as partial.